Cuscuta campestris is the source of this 2768-nucleotide messenger RNA. The record is from the annotation of a GenBank genome assembly. NCBI's taxonomy places the organism in Eukaryota, Viridiplantae, Streptophyta, Magnoliopsida, Solanales, Convolvulaceae.
GAUCCAUUUCCCCUUUUUUCAAAUCUAAGCCAGAUCUUUCACACCAAAUAUUUAUUCCAAUCUAUUUUUUUCGUUUCAAAUCUCGCUCAUGGUGCUUCAAUUUCAAGAGGAAAGAGGUACAACCAAUUUUAUUGGGUCGAAAUUGCAAAAGAAAAAGCAGGAGGAAAAAUUGUCGCCCAAAUGUUAUAUCAACCGUUCAACCCACGCCGACGACGUCAACAAAGAAGACACGGCAGGGACAAUGGCUACCUCAAAUUCCCUUCUAGCAAUCUCUAAUGAAAGGAUUGGAGAAGGUCAAUCAACUACACGGCCACCUCUUUCUGAUGGAACCAAUUAUACAUAUUGGAAAGAACGAAUGAGAAUCUAUAUUCGUUCCACGAACUUCCAAUUAUGGUUGGUUAUCAAAAACGGGGAAGAGGUGCCGAUGAAGAAAGUCGAAGACAAGUUGAUCCCCAAGACCGAAGACGAGUUUGAUGCCGAGGACAUCAAAAAGGUCGAGAAUUAUGCAAAGGCAAUAAACAUGCUUUAUUGUGCCGUAAAUCCUGACGACUACCGCAAGAUCUCCUGCUGCUCAACCGCCAAGGAGAUGUGGGAUAAACUUGAGGUGACGUACGAAGGAACGGACCAAGUACGUGAAGCCAAGAUUGACUUCCUCACCCAAGAAUAUGAGAUGUUCAGGUUGAAGGAGCACGAGAAGUUUGACGACAUGUUCAACCGAUUUUCCAAGAUAGUCAACGAUCUUCAUGCAUUGAAGAGGACUUACACCGACAGGGAUCUUGUACGAAAGAUCCUACGGAGCUUGACAUCCGAAUGGCGAUCUAAGGCCGAUGCCAUCUAUGAGUCAAUCGGCACAUCAAAUGUCACCAUCGACGGUUUAAGAGGUAACUUAAAAACUUAUGAAUCUACUAUACUUAACCCGUCUUUGAAUGACCAAAGGAAAGGCAUAGCAUUAAAAGCCUUCAAAGAACCAACGAUGAAUGACUCAAGCGACGAUGAUGAAGUCAAGCUUGUCAUGAAGAGGUUUUGCAAACUUCUAAGAAAGAAAGAAAAGGUUGAGGAUGGCCCUGUGUGCUAUGGAUGUGGUGAAGCCGGGCACAUCAAGAACAAAUGCCCGAGAAACGGAAGGAACACUCGACACUUCAAAAGGCAAAGGGCGUAUAUCUCUUGGGGUGGAGACUCCGGCGACGAGUCAACCGACCAAGAUGAGGAUGAAGUUGCCAACCUCUGUCUCAUGGCACACGAAGACCAAACCGACGAUGUACAAGAGGGACGGUCCCAAGUGAAGAAAUCCGAAAGUCAGGGGGAACCAGCGAUGGGUGGCCUAUACCACUUAUUUCUUCAAUCGUUCUUCAAAUACGCCUCAAUCAUGGCCGGAGGAAGAUCAAAGUCUAAGGCUUCCAAGAAGAAAAGCACCGCCGAACCCUCAAGCUCCGCCCCUCCUCCGUUCCUAUAUUUGGACGGAUCAUUUCUUGAGUUCGGGUCGGAGGAAGAACUCACACGCUUCCUCACUCACUUUGCCAAGCGCCCGAUCUCUCCACCUCGAGUGCUCCCGGAGUUGUUUCCCCAAGACAAAGGGUACCACGACCUCGACAACCAACUCCAAGCGUCGGGUUUCUGGCCAUUCGUCUCCAAGAGCCGCUCGAGCUUCAAUCCCGCCUUCGUCCGGGCUUUCUACUCCAAUCUCCGCCGUGACGGGGACACCAUUCGCAGUAGCAUCAAUCUCUACGACAUAGAGAUUGAUUUGGCUACCUUCGCUCGGGUCGCAGGGCUGCCCAUCCGCGGUGACGACAUCGCAACAUAUGGCGGCGAUGAUUGGAUCCUCAACAACGAGGCGGUGGUCAUCCGAGAGCUUGGGAUCACCAACCUCAUCCGCCACAGCGGCACACCGACGAUUCACUCGGCCCCACCGGACAAGCGCCUCCUCCUCUACAUCAUCACCCGGAUUCUCCGCCCCCGAGACAGCAGCCAUACCUCGCUCUUCAACGAGGAUUUGAAGGCGAUUCAUGCCAUCAUCCACGGCGCCUCCAUCAAUUGGGCGAAAUUCGUGAUGAUCCACAUGGCGGAUUGCGCCUCCAUCGCCACUGAGCGGAGCUUGCCAUACGCCUUCCUCGUCAUGGACCUCAUCAUCUUCGCCGACAUCUCCAUCGCCGGCCCGGAUACGAAGAUGACAAAGAUUUGGAUAAUUCAAGACAGCACCUUCCGGAAGAAGUCCGGAGACCGGGACGGCGCAGGCCCAAGUCGUGCACCAGCCCCCGCUCCCGCCAAGGCCUCUCUGCAAUCCAUAGCCGAUACUCUGAACCGGCUAACCCUCACAGUGGAUGGCAUGGGGCAGUCAAUCGAGCGGAUGGACUGGACGCUGCAACGCCAACACCACGACAUGACGGCGUUCUUCCGCGGCAUGAACUACGUCCCGCCGCCCUUUGACAGCACCUUCCUCGGCCAAAACUAUGAAGGCGAGGACGAGGAGGAUAACUCCUAUGCUCCAUCCUCCUCCCCCGACGAGGCCGACUUUGAAGAUUCGGUCGACGGCGAUCCCAUGGACGUCGAGAACGACGAGGAUGACGACGAGGACGCCGAUGCUUAGACUUCUCUUUUCUCUUCUUCCUAUGAUUGUAUUUUUUAUUUUUUUCCAUUCCGUUGUAUUCCGCAUUUCCCUUUUUCAUGAAUAAAAAGUUUCCAUUUACAAUUCUAAAGUUUACUUUUCAUUCUUUUUGUUAAUGUCAAAAGGGGGAAGUUAUUAAGGUUAUGCAUAAAUUAAGGGGGAAUUU